UGUAUAUAACAAACCAUUUGUUACGAACUACUUACACUUAUCGAAUAGUUAGUAGCCGUUAAUAUGCGUAUCAUCGUUUUACUCGCCGUAUGUUUUGCGGCUACCACAGCGAGCUCCAAGAGUCCACAGAGGAUUGUAGGUGGCAAACCUACUACUAUUGAUGAAUAUCCUAACGUUGUUGCUCUUUUGGGCGUGUAUGAAUGGAUGGGAUACACACAAGUAUGCGGUGGUGUCAUUCUUAACUUCAGAUCCGUCCUAACCGCAGCCCAUUGUCCUGUUAAUGACAACGUCCGGUUAUGGCGCAUUCGUAUUGGCUCCAGCUACGUUUUUAAUGAAGGUACCCUUUAUGGCGUGAGCGGGAUCAUCGUUCAUCCUUACUUCUGGCAGGGAGAUAGAUUGCAUGACAUUGCUAUCUUACGUGCUGACCAAGAACGCAUGCUCGUAACUCACAGCACUUAUAUAGCUGGCCCCGACUAUAUUCUCCCUGAUAAUACAAAGCUCGUCGCUGUUGGAUGGGACGUAAGUUGGUUGUCGGAAUCUGACCAGUUACGUUACUCGGAAGUAACAAAGGUUAAUGAAAAGGUAUGCGAUGAUCAAUAUGAAGACCCUUAUAUUGUGAUCAAUGAAUUCACACUGUGCACAAGCAACCCUGUUACCGAAGGUCCAGAAUAUUAUACCUGCGAAGGCGAGAGCGGUGGUCCUGUAUUCCACAACAAUGUUGUGGUCGGCAUCAGCACCUUCGAAAAUAAAUGCGAUGGAACAAACUUGCCUCGUAUCUAUACCCGCAUUGCUGCCCACACUGAAUGGAUCGUUUCAAACUCUUAAAAUUCGUUUUAAGAUUUUACGACUUUUUGAAUAAAAUUCGUUUUCUAACUUGUA
This is a messenger RNA of Spodoptera litura, 879 nucleotides long. RefSeq names its product trypsin, alkaline C-like. The record is from RefSeq and is a predicted model, not a curated record. NCBI's taxonomy places the organism in Eukaryota, Metazoa, Arthropoda, Insecta, Lepidoptera, Noctuidae. Gene Ontology annotation, biological process: proteolysis. Gene Ontology annotation, molecular function: serine-type endopeptidase activity.